Aphanomyces invadans is the source of this 1514-nucleotide messenger RNA. RefSeq lists its product as hypothetical. Lineage: Eukaryota; Oomycota; Saprolegniomycetes; Saprolegniales; Verrucalvaceae. The transcript is spliced from 5 exons. The record is from RefSeq and is a predicted model, not a curated record. Gene Ontology annotation, molecular function: protein-containing complex binding. Gene Ontology annotation, cellular component: mitochondrion. Bases 17 to 589 code for a protein of 190 amino acids.
AUAUCCCGCUCGAAGGAUGGCCUGCGUGGUCCACGAUGUGUCCCAGCACCUGCUUCUCGUGGUCGGCGGCACCGGCUACGUCGGCAGCAACAUUUUACAACGUGCCGUACAGAAAGGCAUCACAGUUCGCAGCUUGAACCGCGGAGGUCGUCCAGCAUGGGACAACACGCCAUGGCUUGACAAAGUGGAGUGGUUCAAGGGAGAUGUCUUCUCCAAGGAUGACUUGCAGAAGGCUGUGGCAGGCACGACGGGAGUAAUUUCGACUGUUGGUGCAUUUGGAAGCAACGAGCACAUGCAACGGUUUUGUGGGGACGCGACGAUCGCUGCCGUCCGUGCGGCCAAAGAAGCAGGGACAGAACGUUUUGUGUUCAUCUCGGAAUCCCGAGUCGGAAGCAACAUUCCCAAAUGGGCGCCUUUGUACGGCUAUUUUAAUGGCAAAGAACGCGCCGAAGCGGCGGUUCGCGCCCAGUACGUACAACACCGCCAUCCUCCGCGAAUUGGACAAUCUGACGUCAAUCUGGCAGCUUCCCCGACACGGGUGUGUCCCUCCGUCCUGGAUUUGUCUAUGGUACCCGUCGAGUGCACGUGAACAACACGGAUUUGUUCUUGCCGCUUGGCCUUUUGGGCGCCCCUUUGGCGUUAGCUGGUCGUGGAUUGGGCCCGGUGUCUUCGAUGUUGUCGCGUGUACCUCUGCUCGGCCCCGAACUCCUGGCAGUGUGUCCGGUGGGUGCCCUCGCCAAGGCCGCAGUCUUGAGCGCCAUCGCACCUGUCCAUGGCGACGUCUUGGACACGACCAACAUCAUUGCGCUCGGCGAUUCCUUCCACGAGACCGUUGGGGCCUGACGAGUCCAAGCUCUUUGCCUUGAUGCAAUAUACAACUGGUCCUUUCGUUCGUCGGCGUUUUCAACCCUCGUCCCCAAGCUAUCACUCCAUUCCGUCGUCUCAACUUUACUGGUCAUACGUUGGGACGUGUUUCUCGCAGGCUAAAAACGAGGCAAUCGCCGUCCUGAGCUCUGCUGGAAGUGGCCAUGAACGCGACGUAAAGGUGGCGCAGUUGGGAUCGUGGCACUUUUGCACGAUUCGAUCGUGAUCGACCACGUACAUGACGUUGUUGCUCUUGUGGGCUCUCCUGACGUUAUGGCAGUACCGAUUGUUCACGAGGUGGUACGUGAUGGACCGAUGUGGAAUGACUUGCCACGCACGAAUCCCGGCUUGGACGUUGUCUUGCGCCGUCGCAAGGGCUACAACGAACGCGGCGAGCGGGGGGAUCGGGGCCGCGUGCUUGCCUAGAACAGAUUGCACAUGGUACGUGGUUGGUCUCGUCGAGGUGCCGUGGCGGGCAAGCAACUGCGGACACCGGAGAAGUCGGCGACGACCGGUAGGAGCCCCCACAGGACAGAUCAACGUGUGGAGGAAAAAUGCCUUGUCAUUGUCCAAGUGUAAGCGGCACUCUGGAUGUCUCGUGAGAAUGCGGUCCGACUGAAACUUGGACGACCACACACACCGAAACGCUC